GUUUUUACUCAUGCAGGAGAAAAAUUAAUGAGUGAACUCGAAAUCGGCGAUUAUGUGCUGGUUCCAGCGAGCAAGAGGGUGUUAAGAUACGAGCGAAUUGAAAUGUUCUAUCAUCGCCGGCCAGAUGUACGAGCGAAAUUCGUCGUAAUAGAAACAGAAUCAGGACGAAAGCUUAGCCUUACAGAACUUCAUCUUAUUCCAAGUGGGAAUUGUGAAGAAAUGAGGCAAAAUUUGAUGGAUAUGACUGAUAUUGAAGAAUGGAUGCACAAAUCACGUUUUGCUUAUAAAGCUCAAAUUGGUGAAUUUGAAUUGAAACUACUUACUGGGAAUUGCAGAAUCUAUUCUCCGAUGACUAUCGAAGGUUCAAUUAUUACUGAUGGCAUACUUGCUUCUUGCUUUUCGCAAAUUGAAAGCCAUUUCGCGCAAAAAAUUGUCUACGACAUUCUUGUUUUAAUUCGGCGAGGUUUCGGCUUUUUGAUGACGGCAUUAAAUGAUCCAAUACAACACAUUCCAUCAUUUAUCAAUUCCGUUCACUAUAUUAGUCAUAGUUUUGUUCCAUUUGUUAAAUAUUAA
Dracunculus medinensis (Guinea worm) is the source of this 573-nucleotide messenger RNA. Lineage: Eukaryota; Metazoa; Nematoda; Chromadorea; Rhabditida; Dracunculidae. The record is from the annotation of a GenBank genome assembly.